UUCGUUGCGUCAGAGCAAGUGUCACUAUGGUGACGGUGGAAACCCAAACCAGCCUGUCAGCCUGUCAGCCUGUCACAAUAAGAAAAGACGACAGGUUGUUGGACCUUAAAAAUACAGUAAGAGUUCCAAAGAAAGUACACAGAAGCCCCCCUAAGCCAUAUCAGAUGUCUGCCUCCUCCACCACCCCCUCUGUCCUCCUGAACACGGGGGUUCAGAUGCCCCUUCUGGGUCUGGGAACCUACAAGGUGCUGUCUGCUGAAGAUGUAGACAAGGCUGUGGAUGCAGCUCUACUGGCUGGUUACCGGGCCUUUGAUAGUGCAGCCGUGUACCAGAAUGAAGCUGAAUUUGGGAGAGCUCUCAAGGAGCUCCUGCCCAAACAUGGAUUAACCAGAGAGGAUGUGUUCAUAACCAGCAAGCUGGACCCAAAGGAUCAGGGUAAGAGAGCCAUGGAAGGAGCCCUUAAUAGCCUCUCUCGGCUGGAUUUGGGUUACAUUGACCUCUACUUAAUCCACUGGCCAGGCACACUGGGUCUUGAUGCCACUGACCAACGCAACCGAGGCGACAGAGCUCAGAGUUGGGUCACACUGGAGGAGCUGCAUGCCCAGGGGAAGCUGAGGGCCAUAGGAGUGUCCAACUACACACCAGCACACAUGAAGGAGCUGAUGCAGAGCUGCAAAACUCCUCCUGCAGUGCUACAGGUGGAGUUUCACCCGCAGCUGUGCCAGAAAGAGCUGAGGAGUGUGUGCAAAGAGUUUGGAGUGUGUUUCCAAGCAUACUCUUCCUUGGGAAAAGGGCAGCUAAUCCCUGAUCCUGUUGUCAUGGAGGUGGCAAAGAACUGUGGACGUACACCUGCACAGGUGCUUUUGCGCUGGGCUGUGCAGCAGGGGAUACCGGUGCUCCCCAAGUCUUCAAAUCCAGACAGAAUAAAGGACAAUGCCAGGAUUUUUGACUUUACACUGAGUGAUGCAGACAUGGAUAGACUUUUAGCUCUGGACUGUGGGCACAAGUACUGCAGGGACUCAGCACAAGUGGUUUGACUCAUCCGUAGUUGAGCACAGAUCGUCUUCCAUGACGUGUUUUUAGUGUCGCUGUUUUUUCAGUGUUCACUGGCAGUAAAUACUGGUGGGAAACUGCCACCCUAAAAAGUUGGAGCUUGGAUCACAUCAUCAAAUGACUUUUUAGUUGCCUGUAGUUGUGAAUUAGAAUUUACUAGGUUAGUGGAUGAAGAUUCAGGUUAACCUUUUGACUGAUAUAUUGUUGAGUUUACCUAAAAUUAGACUAUGAAAUUGCUCUGUUUAUUGUGUCUCAUGUCCCAUAAACAAUGAAAAACCUUUCUGUUGCCUGACCAAA
Molecule: messenger RNA, 1350 nt
Organism: Notolabrus celidotus (New Zealand spotty)
Lineage: Eukaryota; Metazoa; Chordata; Actinopteri; Labriformes; Labridae
Product: glyoxal reductase-like
Exons: 7
Coding region: 27-1037 (336 amino acids)
Molecular function (GO): oxidoreductase activity
Source: RefSeq, a predicted model, not a curated record